Messenger RNA from Hypanus sabinus (Atlantic stingray), 1455 nucleotides. Its product is annotated as zinc finger protein 692-like. The record is from RefSeq and is a predicted model, not a curated record. Lineage: Eukaryota; Metazoa; Chordata; Chondrichthyes; Myliobatiformes; Dasyatidae. Bases 1 to 1269 code for a protein of 422 amino acids. Gene Ontology annotation, biological process: regulation of transcription by RNA polymerase II. The transcript is spliced from 11 exons. Gene Ontology annotation, cellular component: nucleus.
AUGGACCCGAGCAAAGUUCAGGCGGUCACCGAGAAGACCUACGCCAUCUACCGGCAAACAGGCGCGGCGCUUCCCCGGGGUUUGCGAAGAUCCAUCACCCCCGCAUUCGAAAUUUCCGCCCCAUCCCGGCCCCUCACCAAGAAGGCCACUGCAGGAUUCCAGAGGACAGACGAAGCAGACCGCGCAUUCUCGGAACUAAAGCUACGCUUCAGCUCUACCCCAGUGCUGCAACACUCAGAAAUUUCCCCGACGAUUAUUGUCGUGGCUCCCGUCCUGGGAUCGGCUGACGCUGUUCGGACAGACUGUGUCCAGGAGGCUGGGCAGACCCCGGACAGGCCGGCGGAUGGCGAGGGCGCGGAGGAGUCGACAGACGACGACCUCAGUUACACGGAUGACCUGAAAGACGAGAACUACAGCCCCUCGUCGGACAGCUCAGACCGGACUAGGAGGAAGCUGCAGCCUCGGUUACGUGGAAGACCGCCGAAGGAGAGUCCUGGCAAUGAAAAGCCCCCGGGGGAGCUGCGGAAGGCCAGGCAAUCGCCCAGGGAGCCGAACGAGGAGCCGGCGAAGAAAGGCAGCUCGAGCCGGACCAGGAGGAAGCUGCAGCCUCAGUUACGUGGCAGACCGCCGAAGGAGAGUCCGCCCGAUGAGAAGCCCCCGGCAGAGCUGAGGAAGGCCAGGCGAGCCCCCCGGGAACAGAGUGAAGAACCAGUGAAGAAAGUCAGGAAGAAGCCCCCGAAGGAGAUUCUCCGCUGCGAGUACGAGGGUUGUGGGAAGAUCGUGUCCAACCGCCAGUACCUGAAGCACCACAUGAAAUAUCAGCACCUCCUGCAGAAGACUUUUUCCUGCUCCCACCCAUCCUGCCGGAGAUCUUUCAACUUCAAGAAGCAUCUCAAGGAACACGAGAAACUGCACAGCGACAAAAGAGACUACAUCUGCGAGUUCUGCGCCCGGGCCUUCCGCACCACCAGUAACCUGAUCAUCCACCGGCGCAUCCACACGGGAGAGAAGCCACUGCAGUGUGAGAUCUGCGGCUUCACCUGCCGACAGAAGGCCUCGCUGAACUGGCACAUGAGGAAGCACGACGCGGAGUCCGGGUACCAGUUCCCCUGCGACGUCUGCGGCAAGCGCUUUGAGAAGAAGGACAACGUCAACGCCCACAAGAGCAAGUCGCACCCCGAGACGCCGCCGGCCCCCUCCGAAAUGGCCCCGGGCGCGGACACCCCGGACCUGAAGCCGGAGCCCGGCGCGGGCACUCCGCUCGUUUAGACUGAACUGGGGCGUUUCCUCCUCCGCCGCCCCCACCGCGGAGCCCGUUGCGGCUGAGAGGCCUGCUGGGACGGGGAGCGGCGUGAACAGUGUCUCCCCCCCCCGUACCGGGAAACGGGCGCGCGUGGGAGGGCGAGGGAUGCCGGUGAAUGUAUAAUAUCAGCUUAAAUAUAGGCCCGUCGCGUC